Molecule: messenger RNA, 2367 nt
Organism: Pedinophyceae sp. YPF-701
Lineage: Eukaryota; Viridiplantae; Chlorophyta; Pedinophyceae
Source: the annotation of a GenBank genome assembly
AUGGGGCGUUCGCGGCGCCGCGGCGCCGGAGCGUGGCUAGGGUCCACCGCAACUGCAGCGUGCCUCGCGGCCGCUGUCGGGGCCAUCUCCGCCGCAUCCACGCGCUCAAACGCUGACCCUGGGGUCGUGCUGGCGAACGUUCUCGCAGACGCGCGCGCGGGCUCCAGUGCCGCGGCCACAGACGUAGAAAGCGAGCGCCUUCUGUGGGCCCGCCUGCUCAGCACACAGACCGCCCUGCCCUCCCGAUCCUUGAAGAAUCUUCACGCCGCUCUGCACCCUAGUAACUACGAACCGACCACGCCUGAAGUGGAGUUCGCGGGGCGGGCGAACGGAGGCGAGCGUGGCCUGGAGGCGGUCCACCUACGCGCCACGAGAGCUGACGCGGAGCUGGACGGCUUCGAGCCGCACACGCUCAUCCCCGGCUGGAAGACGCUGCCCCCGGAGCCCACGCCCGCUCCGUCGACGCGCGCGCCGUUCCCCACCGCGCCGCCCCCGCGGCCCACCGAGACUGCGCGCCCACGCCCCACAGCGCGCCCGGUGCCCACGUCCCCCGCGACGCCCACGCCCCCGCCGACGCAGCCCCCGCUGCCGCCGACCUCGGGCCCCAGGCCCUCGCCGUCGCCGACCGACGCCCCGACGAACGCCCCACAGCCCACCGCUGCGCCGUCGACCACGACAGCGCCAGCCGGGCCGACCAAGCGGCCGAGCCCGGGCCCGAUCGACCCGGACAGGGACAGGGUUCACAAGGGGCUGUUCCCGAUCGCGGCGCGGGACGUCCUCGGGCUGAUCCUGGUCGGCCUGGCGCUGUUCGUGGCGGCGGGGGGCGGCAUCGGGGGCGGGGCGCUACUGAUCCCGAUCAUCCUGCUCGUCAUGGCCUUCCCGACGGAGAGCGCGAUCGCGCUGUCGAACGCGACCGUGUUCGGCGGCGCGUGCGCGAACCUGGCGCUCAACGUCCAGAAGCGGCACCGUCUCGCCGACCGCCCGCUGGUCGACUGGAGCCUCGUGGCGAUCAUGGAGCCGCCCACGGUGAUCGGCGCGAUGGUCGGCGGGUACAUCAACCGCAUGUUCCCCGGCUGGAUCACGCUGGUGCUCCUGGCGCUGCUCCUGGCGCUGUUGACGUACAAGUUGGGCGCCAGGGCGUUCCGCGAAUACAACAUGGAGACGCGCCGCAUCGAGGGAGAUCGCAUGGGGAUCCUCUCCGACAGCGACGACGAGCCGCCGGUCGCGGCGCCGCGGGGCGGCGAGGGCGAGGGGGGAGUCGCGGUAGACCCCCCGGCCGCAUCAGGCCUCGGGAGCGUCGGGCAGGCGUCGGAGCUGGACUGGGAGGAGGACAGCGAGGCGCACGCGACGCCGAUCGGCCCGGACACGCUCAGCACUCCGCUGCUCCGCCAGACGGACGACGCCGCCGGCGACGACAGCGCUGGCGACGGAGACGGGCCGCUCGGCUUCCCCCUGUCGCCGGAGACGCCGUUCGAGGCGCGCGCGCUCGACUUCGACGACGCCGACGACACCAUGUUCGACGAGGACGACGACAGCGACCUGUCAGACCCCGGGCAGGGGGACCUGACUCAUGCCAUGCAGGGGGGGUCUGCGCGGCGCGGCGACCCGGCGCGGCUGGGCCGUCACGGCAUCGACGGGUCGCGGCUCGCGGCGCUCGUGCGGUCGGACCGCGCGGCGGUGCCGAUCGCGAAGCUCGGGGCCGUUGCUGCUCUCUUUGUUGUUCUGGUGCCAGCGGACCUGCUGAAGGCGCGUUUGGCGUGCGGGUCGGUGCAGUACUGGCUGCUGUCGCUGAUGGUCGUCCCCGCGGCCCUCGCGGUGAUGCUGUACGUCCACGGGCGCCUGCGCGACGAGGCCAACUUGCGGCGCGCUGCAGGCAUUGCGCGGCUGCCUGGCGAGGUCAAGUGGAACCCGCGGGCCGAGAUUCUCUUCCCCUCGAUCUGCAGCACCGCUGGUCUCGUCGCGGGGAUGUUCGGCGUGGGCGGCGGGAUCAUCAAGGGCCCGCUGAUGCUGGAGAUGGGGGUGUUGCCUGACGUGGCUGCCGCGACGUCAGCCACGAUGAUCUUCUUCACCAGCGCGUCCGCGACGCUGGUGUACGCCGGGUUCGGCGUCGUGCAGCUCGACUACGCCCUCCUCCUGUUCCUCGUUGGAGUGGUGGCGACGUUCUUCGGGCAGAUCGCGAUGGGGCAGGUGGUGGAUGCGGUCGGGCGGCGGUCGCUGAUUGUGUUCUGCAUGUUUGCCUUCAUGGGGGUGUCGGCGCUGGUGGUGGGCGUCCGCGCGGCGGUCAUGCUCGCGGGGCUGGUGUCGAGCGGCGAGACGGCGGCGGACAUCUGGCAUCUCCAUCCCAUCUGCCCAGAGCAGGAGCUGUAA